Nestor notabilis (Kea) is the source of this 2682-nucleotide messenger RNA. RefSeq names its product nuclear VCP-like (gene NVL). Gene Ontology annotation, cellular component: nucleus. Lineage: Eukaryota; Metazoa; Chordata; Aves; Psittaciformes; Psittacidae. Gene Ontology annotation, biological process: ribosome biogenesis. The transcript is spliced from 22 exons. Gene Ontology annotation, molecular function: ATP binding; preribosome binding; RNA binding. Bases 289 to 2475 code for a protein of 728 amino acids. The record is from RefSeq and is a predicted model, not a curated record.
CUUACAAGUAGUAAAUGUGGCCAGUAUGUUGACAUUGGGAUCCUAGCAUCUGAUUUACAGAAAACCUACAGUGCAGACUAUGGACGAAGAAAACGAAAUGCUUUUAGAAUACAAGUUGAAAAAGUGUUUGGAAUAAUCAGUAAUGAAAAAGAACGUGAAGAUUCAGCAGGUUUAGAAGCUGAACAUGUGGCAAAAAGAGCAAGACAGCAAGAGAAAAAUGAGACUGCAGGAAGUGCCACAGAUGACUCUGAUUAUGAUGAUUAUCCAGAAGAUCUAUCUACAAAUCACAUGAACAGUUCCCUGCUAAGCUUAUACAAGAAAGGAAAUCCUGACUCUGUUCCAACCACUCCAAAAAAUGAAUCAAUGGAAACCCCCGCUCCUGUGCAAACAGCACCUCAAACCAGCACCCUCUCAUUAGGAGCAAGAGUUGAAACACGCAUCUCUGAGGGUGGCUGGUUCAUUGAUAAAACUCCAUGUGGAAAAGACUUUCUCAUUGACCUUUCUGAGGAUGGAGAAGGAGAUGAAAAGAAACCGAUUUCUGAGAAAUCAACAGAAGUGUCUGUCUUGGAGAGUGAAAGAAAGAAGACAAAGGGCAAGAGAGCAAAAAGAAAAAAAGAAGAAUUUCCAGAUGUGGAUGGAGAAAUUAAUUCCAUCUUGCUUAAAGAGAAAGUUAGGAGUAAGGGACCAGAGCUUUACCACCCUUCAGUGAAGUUUGAGGAUGUAGGAGGCAAUGAUGGAACUUUAAAGGAAAUAUGCAAAAUGCUCAUUCAUGUCCGUCACCCUGAAGUCUAUAAGCACUUAGGCGUGGUUCCACCUCGGGGUUUUCUUUUACAUGGACCACCAGGAUGUGGAAAGACACUACUUGCACAGGCAAUUGCUGGGGAACUUGAGCUCCCAAUGCUGAAAGUGGCAGCAACAGAGGUGGUGUCUGGAGUGUCAGGGGAAUCUGAGCAGAAACUGAGAGAACUGUUUGAGCAGGCUGUGUCCAGUGCACCAUGUGUCCUUUUCAUUGACGAGAUUGAUGCCAUCACCCCAAAAAGAGAAGUUGCAUCGAAGGACAUGGAGCGGAGAAUUGUCGCUCAGUUCCUAACUUGUAUGGAUGACUUGAAUAACGUGGCUGCGACUACCCAGGUCCUUGUUAUUGGAGCAACUAACAGACUUGACUCACUGGACCCUGCACUGAGGCGAGCUGGGAGGUUUGAUCGGGAAAUUCGUUUAGGGAUCCCAGAUGAAGCAGCAAGAGAAAAAAUUCUUCGGACUUUGUGUCGAAAACUUAAGCUCCCAGAAUCCUUUGAAUUUCAUCACUUAGCACGGCUGACUCCAGGUUAUGUAGGUGCUGAUCUGGUGGCACUUUGUCGUGAGGCAGCUAUGUGCACAGUGAACAGGGUCCUGAUAAAAUCUGAGCAGCAGAAAAGGAAACACAUACACGCUGGAGGAAAUUCAGCUGAAGAAAGCAUGGGAAUAGAAACGGAUAUCCUGGAUGAAUUGCAGAGGCUUUUGGAUUUGCUGAAGAAGCAAGACCCCUUGCCUGAGGAGCAGCUGCAGAAGCUGUGCAUUGAGAUGAAUGAUUUUAUUGUUGCACUGUCAUCUGUGCAACCCUCUGCCAAGAGAGAAGGCUUUGUCACAAUUCCUGAUGUGACAUGGGCAGAUAUCGGAGCCCUGGAGGACGUUCGGGAGGAGCUGACUAUGGCAAUAUUGGCGCCUGUGCGAAACCCAGAGCAGUUUAAAGCUCUUGGCCUGACUACUCCAGCUGGUGUCCUCCUUGCAGGGCCUCCUGGAUGUGGUAAAACACUGUUAGCUAAGGCUGUGGCAAAUGAGUCUGGACUGAACUUUAUAUCUGUGAAAGGCCCUGAACUGCUAAAUAUGUAUGUUGGCGAAAGUGAGCGUGCUGUACGUCAGGUAUUCCAGCGAGCCAGGAAUUCAGCCCCUUGCGUUAUAUUCUUUGAUGAAGUUGAUGCUUUGUGCCCUCGGAGGUCUGACCGUGAAUCAGGAGCCAGCGUCCGAGUAGUUAACCAGUUACUCACAGAGAUGGAUGGUCUGGAGAAUCGUCAGCAGGUUUUCAUUAUGGCUGCCACAAACAGGCCAGAUAUAAUUGACCCAGCUAUCCUGCGCCCUGGGAGACUGGAUAAAACGCUUUAUGUGGGUUUGCCACCACCUGAAGAUCGACUUGCUAUUUUAAAGACCAUCACCAAAGAUGGCACCCGGCCUCCACUAGAUACUGAUGUAAGCCUUGAAGAGAUUGCUUACAGUCAACAUUCUGAUUGUUAUACAGGGGCAGACCUUUCCGCUCUAGUGCGUGAAGCUUCAAUUUGUGCCUUAAGACAGCAAAUGGCCCUGCAGAAUACUCAAAGCAAGAAAGGAGCAAUCAAGAUUUCCUGUAAACACUUUGAGGAAGCUUUUAAGAAAGUGAAAUCUUCAGUAUCAAAAAAGGAUCAAAUCAUGUAUGAAGAACUGCGUCAGUCACUGUGCAGGUGAUAAAUUUGGACAAUCCCCAAGAGACUCUACGUUGGUGGAGAUUUGGCAAUACCUGUGCCUGAUUUCAAGAGACAGGCUGGAAAGAAGCUGUGCUAAAUCUCUCAGAACCUUUUUAAGUGUACCUGGGAAAAAGGUCAUAAUGAUCUACUACUCUAAACCAUCCUUAAUUGUUUCCAGAAUAAAAAAUACAAUAUAAUUCCUGCUUAU